AUGGUCGUGCGCGUGAUUUCACACAGUGAAACAAUAAAGAAUGAGGAGGAGUGUAAGAUCGCCGACCUGUGUGUCCACGAUAAGGUCCCCAUGUGUGGCAUCGACUCCUGCGGAGAGAUGCGGACCUUCAUAGACUCCUGCGACAUGCACGAAUUCAACUGCGACAGCCAAAAAGAUUUCAAGCAGCGACCUAUCCACGAAUGUUGGGUAACAUGUAAAAGAGGAAGAUCGUUCAAAAAACCAGAAUUCAGAACAGACUGCAACAUUAACGCAAAUAAGAAUCGAAUUUAA
Molecule: messenger RNA, 291 nt
Organism: Pectinophora gossypiella (pink bollworm)
Lineage: Eukaryota; Metazoa; Arthropoda; Insecta; Lepidoptera; Gelechiidae
Exons: 3
Coding region: 1-291 (96 amino acids)
Source: RefSeq, a predicted model, not a curated record